This is a messenger RNA of Branchiostoma belcheri (Belcher's lancelet), 3492 nucleotides long. Its product is annotated as helicase-like transcription factor. The record is from RefSeq and is a predicted model, not a curated record. Gene Ontology annotation, molecular function: ATP-dependent chromatin remodeler activity; nucleic acid binding; ATP binding. The transcript has 25 exons. Bases 106 to 3480 code for a protein of 1124 amino acids. Lineage: Eukaryota; Metazoa; Chordata; Leptocardii; Amphioxiformes; Branchiostomatidae.
GUUCCAGAUGAGGGUAGAGGUCAUCAGAAGUUUCGCGGGAAAUUGUGACGCUGGUUCUGCGGUGUGAACCCUUGAUCUACUGUAAGUUGUGUUAGAACUGCCAACAUGCCGCGGCGGUUCAGGAGAUGGGGAAACUUCAGAGGAGGAGGAGGAGGAGGCUGGAGGAAGAAGAAAUCUCGUAGUUCUCACUCCUUCUCCAGAGGUCCGACCUACAGCGCGAGCACCGCCAGCCUCCGCGACCUGAGGUUAUCCCAGGUCAUCCAGGACCUCACCAACGACGCCAUUGACACGGCAACCGUUGCCAUGGGAGACGACGACCUGGACCACGAGGUUCUCAUCGGCACUCUGCGAGGGAACAUCGUGGGGAUCAGGUACUACAGGGGAGAGGUAAACAGAAAUGAGAUGGUAUCGCUUGUGCGAGAGCCGCGGAACCCGUAUGACAGUAACGCGGUGCGCGUGGAUAACGUGAUGGGCGUGCAGGUCGGACACAUCAAGCGUGAACUGGCGCGACCUUUGGCCUACAUCGUGGACCAGGGGCUGGCAAGGGUCGAGGGUGUGGUUCCUCAUGGAGCCAUGAAUAUCUUCACCAUGCCAGUGGACCUGAGUUUCUGGGGUCGUCCGGAGAAAAGAGAGGCCACAAUCAAGAAACUGGAGUAUCACGGUUACAAGAUCAAACCCCCUCCUGGUGCAGGGGGGUCUGGGGCCAACAGGGGGGUUGCCGGUGCUGGAGGAGGGAGGGAGGGGGCUGGACCCUCCUACAUGGACCGUGUUCUGAUGUCAGCAGUUCAGAUGACGCAGGCUGAGAUGAAGAACGAGUUGGAUCAGCUGUUUGAAAAUAUCCAGGAGUCGGACCAGACGGCUGAGAUAGAACCCUGUCAGUCGAUCCGGACGUCGUUGUUCCCGCACCAGAAGCAGGCGCUGGCCUGGAUGGCGCGCAGGGAAAACUCCAACGAGCUGCCACCGUUCUGGGAGGAGCGAGGCACGAACAAGUUCUUCAACUCCGUCACCAACUUUACAUCCACAAGGCGACCACAGAGCGUGCGUGGAGGUAUCCUGGCAGACGACAUGGGCCUGGGGAAAACCCUGGUGGUGAUCUCCCUCAUCCUGAGCAACUUCCACAGUGGGAAGCCUCUGGUCCUGCCACAGGAGGGGGCAACCAUCACAACUAAGGGAAAAUCCAUUAAAGCCAGAACGGGAGGUGCCAAAGGCACCAACAGGAAGAAGGCGGUGAACAGAGGAAAGAGAGAAAAGUUUGUGGUGGAGUCUGACAGUGAAGAGGAGGACUCAGACACAGAGUCGGAGGAAAGCAGCUCAGGAGAGUCGGAGUCGGACAGUCCGGUUUCCGACGGCGACGUGGUUGCCAUGACGACGGCCGAGGAUCCGGAGUACGCGCCGAAGCUGAAGCUGACCCGAGCCAAGACGGCGCCGCCCGUGGUGUCCCCCAACAUCCGGUCACGACCCUCCAGGUCCACCCGUAAGCCAGUGAGGUACACCUUCAGUAGUGAGGAGGAGGGAAUGAGUGAGGAGGAAACACCCAGGAAGAAAGCCAAGAUGUCCUCUGCUGUUCCUGACAAUCAGGCCAAGAAGGGCGGCAAGUCUACAAGUAAGACGAAAGGGAAAGGCAAGGGGAAAGGCAAGUCUCAGAAGACGUCAAAGGGAAAGUGCACAGUUUCUGAAGACGUUGUGGACCUGACAGUUUCUCCUCCAGUCGAGGGGACCAGCCAGCCUCAGACUGACAGUCAGGAAGACGAGGAUGAGCUCCCCGACCUGCCCUGUUUGGAGAAGCCCACGCCAGGCAAGAAGAGCUCUGGGAAGGCAGCAGCCUCAGGUCAGGAAGCCCCGACAGGUGGAGGUAGGACAGAGGCCGACGGACCUCGACCGACACUGGUGGUGUGUCCACUGUCGGUGCUCAGUAACUGGAUUGACCAGUUAGAAGAACACAUCCACCCAAAUGUGGACCUGCACAUCUACACGUACUAUGGGCCUGAUCGGACCAAGGACCCUGCAGAACUGGAGCAGCAAGAUGUGGUCCUCACUACCUACCAGAUGUUGGCUAUGGAUGCUAAGGGAAAAGGUGGCCCCCUGCAGCAGGUGCAGUGGCUGAGGGUCGUGUUAGACGAAGGUCACACCAUCCGUAACCCUGCAGCGCAGCAGAGUAAAGCAGCGUUCGCACUGAAGGCUGACAGGACAUGGGUGCUCACAGGCACUCCGAUCCAGAACUCGAUGAAGGACCUGUGGUCGGUGGUGUGUUUCCUGAAGGUGGAGCCCUUCACAGACAGACAGUGGUGGCGGCGAACCAUCGAGAGACCGGUCGGGCUGGGGGACCAGAGCGCACUCAAACGGCUGCAGAGGCUGAUGGGAAACCUGGCCAUGCGCCGCACUAAGACGCAGCAGGUUGAUGGAAAACCCCUCGUGAGCCUCCCGCCUCGGACCGUGUUUAUCCAGCACGUAGAAAUGUCACCUGACGAGCGGGACGUGUACGACGCCAUGGCAACGGAGGGCAAGGUCAUGGUCGGCAGGUACUUCCGUGAAGGUUCUGUGCUGACCCACUACGCAGAUGUGCUGGCCGUCCUGCUGAGACUUCGGCAGCUCUGCUGUCAUCCCUCGCUGGUGGCACACGCUCUACAGACCCUCACAGAUGGCGUAGAGUCCAGCACGAGCACAGAGCUGCGGGAGAAGCUGGUUUCUGUGCUGAAGGCGGUUCUGAGUUCCGGCGCAGACGAGGAGUGCUGCGUGUGUCUGGACUCCCUCCGCCUGCCGGUCAUCACGCACUGCGCACACGUGUUCUGCCGGGAGUGCAUCUGUACCGUCAUCAGGAACGAACGGCCGAACGCCCACUGUCCGCUGUGCCGAGGGGAUGUCGCAGUAGAGCAGCUGGUGGAAGUGCCACCUGAGGAGGGGGGGCUGGAGCAGGGGGGGUCCGAGCAGGAGGGGCCCUGGCAGAGCAGCUCAAAGGUUGAUGCGGUACUGCAGUGUCUGGAGAAGGUGAGGAAAGAAGACCCGACAGUCAAGAGCCUGGUCGUCUCCCAGUUUACCUCGUUCCUCAACAUCCUGGAGUUCCCCCUCAGGGAAGCGGGUUUCGAGUUUGUUCGUCUGGAUGGGAGCAUGACUCAGCAGAAAAGGACGGACGCCAUCGCACAGUUUCACCUGGAGGGACCCGAGGCUCCCACGGUCAUGCUUCUGUCCCUGAAGGCAGGAGGGCUGGGGCUGAACCUGAAGGCUGCUUCACGUGUGUUUCUACUGGACCCCGCCUGGAACCCUGCGGCUGAGGAGCAGUGCUUCGAUCGCUGCCAUCGGCUGGGGCAGACUAAGGAGGUCAUCAUCACCAAGUUCAUAAUGAAGGAUUCUGUGGAGGAGAGGAUGCUGGAACUGCAGGAUAAGAAACGGAAACUGAUGGAGGGAGCUUUCAGCAAGAAGGAGAGCAGCGAACAGCGGAGACAAGCACGCAUCAACGACAUCAAAACUCUCAUGAGCAUCUAGAACUGUUAGUAC